AUGACUGGCUCACUUUUAUAUUUAACUGCAUCUAGACCUGACAUUCAUUUUAGUGUGUGUUUGGGUGCUCGGUUUCAAUCAUGUCCUAAGGAAUCACAUCUAAUUGCUGUUAAAAGGAUUUUCAAGUGCCUCAUUGGCACACACUCAAUUGGUUUAUGGUAUCCUAAAUGUGACACAUUUGAUCUAGUUGGAUAUAGUGAUUCUGACUUUGCUGGAAGUAGAUUGGAUAGAAAGAGUACUUCGGGUACUUGCCAAUUCCUAGGUCAUGCCUUAGUGUCUUGGCGUAGUAAGAAACAAACUUCUGUAACUUUUUCUACUGCUGAAGUAGAAUACAUUGCUGCAGGAAGUUGUGUUGCUCAAAUUCUAUGGAUGAAGCAACAAUUAGAAGAUUUUGCUAUAAAGGUUGAUCAUGUUCGUAUAAGGUGUGAUAAUACUAGUGCCAUCAACCUAACUAAAAUCCAGUCCAACACUCUAGAUCAAAGCACAUAG
Hevea brasiliensis (rubber tree) is the source of this 489-nucleotide messenger RNA. RefSeq names its product secreted RxLR effector protein 161-like. Bases 1 to 489 code for a protein of 162 amino acids. The record is from RefSeq and is a predicted model, not a curated record. The transcript has a single exon. NCBI's taxonomy places the organism in Eukaryota, Viridiplantae, Streptophyta, Magnoliopsida, Malpighiales, Euphorbiaceae.